AUGCUGCAACUUCACAAAAUUUCUCCUGACUAUGCAUCGAAUAAGCCGAAAUCGUUAGCUGGAAUCAUUGUAAGUACUCUUCAUAAAUGGUUACUAAAGCGAGACGAUGAUACCGAAUUGUUUGAUCGUUGUGUCACUCAGGAGCUUCAGAUGGAAGCAUUUCGUAUCGCGACUGCAAAACACACAGGAUAUUUGAGACUGUUCAAGGAAAUUUUCUGCCUAGAUGACGUCACAUUGUUGAGUUUCAUAAAGGACGAAAUCAACUCCAUGAUCGAUCGGCAUAUGUUCAAAGAGGCGAUGGAUGUCGUGGAAGAGUUCGACCUCCAUAGUGACUACGGUUUGUACGCCUUCGUCAUUCCAUGUUUGCUGCAAGACAAAUUGAGCGCUGUCGUUAAAUAUAUUGAGAAAGACAGGAAGAUGCAGGAGAGUUUCGUAUCCUAUCUCGACAGUUUCGUGGGCUUGGCGGAAUGCGAGGUCAUCGAUCGGUUGAAGGCAUAUAAGGAUAGUCAGAUAAUGACAAUGCAAUACGAGCGUUUCACAGGGAAAACUAUAGAGAAGAUGAUCUACAAACUUACUAAUGAGCUCGCCCUACCAGUGGAAACUGUCGCUCCAAAUCUUUUCCGUGUUCGAAAAGAGGGAGACCUCAGGUUCAAGGCUCAGUCGAGGUUCGUGAACCAAGAACUCAAUGACGACGCUUACUUCGGCCACAUAAGUGAAACGCUAAAAGAAGGUGAUGAAAGUCUGAAGAUGUACUUCAUAAAUUUCCUAACUGGCCAGCGAAACUUUGAGGACGCAGUUCGCUGGGUUGUGUACUGCAACAUUCCUGACGCUAGAUUACCUCGCCGUUUGCAGGAAUACAUAAAUAGUACGCCUGGUGUUUUAUACGAAGCUGAAUUGAAUAUAAGAAGGCUUGAAGAGAGGGCGCUAGAUGUAGGAGACGACGACACUGAACUAAUGCCUGGAUACCCCAUAAUUAUGAUCACCACUUGGAAACAGCUCAACGCCUUAAUGGGCAAACUCAAAAAUGAGACCCAUAUUGGUAUUGAUUCGGAGUGGAGACCUUAUGUAUCAACUAGUGAAAGCAUCGCUCUGCUACAGAUAGCGACCAAAGAUGCUGUAUACUUAGUGGAUUUCUGUUCAUUGAAAAUGGAGAGCAGUACAGGAGAAAACGCGAUGGAGCAGUUCCUUCGAACACUUCUCUGCAGUCCUUCCAUGAAAAUCGGUUUUGAUCUCACUAAUGAUUUGCGAGCGCUCUUUGCUGGGUCUUCGAUGUCUCAGUUGCGUCCCAUAAGCGAUGAAAUCCGUAAUGUGGUCUGCGUCAAGAUGCUGGUUGAAAAUGUAAGUCCUUUUUUCCUCUUGUUUUCACAUUAUGUGGUGCAUCAGUCGCAAAAACGCAGCUUGAUGGUUAGGGUCUCCUUGACAGUACAAAGAUCUAUUAAACUACCCCCAUACUUUGAUGAGUAUUCAUUUUUUAGUUACUCGAAGAGGAUCGACAGUUUUUCGAUAUGGAAAGUUUAUUCAACGGCAUCAAUGAAGGUGGUUUGGACGAAGAUUCCGACAAUGUUCCAUUAG
Molecule: messenger RNA, 1572 nt
Organism: Cooperia oncophora
Lineage: Eukaryota; Metazoa; Nematoda; Chromadorea; Rhabditida; Trichostrongylidae
Source: the annotation of a GenBank genome assembly